Messenger RNA from Suillus clintonianus, 888 nucleotides. RefSeq lists its product as uncharacterized. NCBI's taxonomy places the organism in Eukaryota, Fungi, Basidiomycota, Agaricomycetes, Boletales, Suillaceae. Bases 168 to 689 code for a protein of 173 amino acids. The transcript has 3 exons. The record is from RefSeq and is a predicted model, not a curated record.
CUCCCACGACUCUCGACAGUUGCCAACAUGUUCAGCCCACAAAAUCGAAUCUUUGUAAUCUCCAACGUACUUCCACCCCUAAAUAUCAGUAUCAGGCUUUUAUGUUGCAUACCACAAACUCUCAUCGACUAAUGAUAUCUCGUCCGACUCGCACGAAAUAAACCAGGAUGAUUCAGAUCCUGGGCGGAUAUCAUAUAUCUCUGCAGAGUGCUCGUGCGCUCAACAAACUCCUCAGCAUCGACGACACCCAGAUUGAAGACCAUUGUAUAUACAAGCCGAUGAACGACUGGCUUGUCGCUAAUGACAAACCUCAAUUCCUCGUUGGAUGCCAUACUUGGCCCGACGUCCCAGGUAGCAGUUUGCGUGUCUUCUUGUUCACCCAAUGCCGUUAUUCGCAUGAAAAUAUGCAAUUGCCGCUAGCCGAGCAUCAUUUGGAUCGCAAGCUUAAGAAGUGGCUAGAAGGCAAUAUUCAUACCGCCGUGGAAUGGGUGACUUUGGAGGAUAGAUAUGGAUUCGCUGCUAUGGGCGACCAACUAGCUAGGAAACCCCAGCUGCGGUUAUCUCCUGGCAAAUCAUAUACAUUAGCCGAAUACCUUGCCCUCCCAGAUUUGCCCGAUAACGAGACGAUUCGUUCUAUGAGAUCAUUACAUCUUCGGCAGGAGGCAGAACGCCAGCGGGAGUCUACAUAGGGGAGAUUCGAGAAACUUCACUCCUACAAAUCACUUCAGACAACUUUUCGCCAGCUACACGUUCCAAGGAUAAAUCACAUCAUGCCCACUUGUACCUGUACCUAUAACUACAAGUCAUUCGUGAUACAUUAAUUGCUACGAGCUACUAGUACAGAUAUUGCUCAAGACUUGGAUCUCGCAUUCUUGGCGAAGCAGACCC